Molecule: messenger RNA, 2618 nt
Organism: Tachysurus fulvidraco (yellow catfish)
Lineage: Eukaryota; Metazoa; Chordata; Actinopteri; Siluriformes; Bagridae
Exons: 4
Coding region: 137-1813 (558 amino acids)
Source: RefSeq, a predicted model, not a curated record
CGGACUCGCACGACCUACGCAGUCAGUCUGGAGGAUCGAGGAGUGAAGCGGCUGCACCGGCAGCUCAAUAGAUCUGUCAGAGUCCUGAGUUUCAUGAACCCAGCCUGCUAGAAGAGCUCCAUUCUCCUGUUUCAUCAUGUUGCCCAUCGUACUCAUCAUAGCUAUACUGAGUCAAGGUCACGCUACUGACUAUGGUACAGCAUUUGUCACAGCGUUUCCAGAGAACCUUGCUUACUACUUUCCAUCACCGCUCGUCCUCCAACUGAAAAUCACCACCUUAUUCCCUAGCACUGUUAUAACAGUCAAGAUGAACAACGUGGUUAUCCUAGAACAAACCAUCGCCAGCCAACAGGUGUCUAUUGUGAAUAUUGGUAGUGCUGAAGUAAAUCAAUUUGGAAUCCGUGGGAACACGGUCAUUGUGACCAGCAGCAAGAACAUCACUGUGUUCUCCAUCAGCACACGAGGAGACAGUGUACAGACCAAUGUGGUUCCACCUACAGUAAAUCUAGGGACGGAAUAUCUGGUUCCUGCCCUUAAUUACACAGAUUUUGCUGUGCAGUUGAACUCCUAUAAUAUGUCUGGGAUCCUCAGCUCAAGCUCUGACCUGCUGGAUUUCAGUUACAGACUCAUCAUUAUUAACGCAAGAGAAGUUGUAAACAACAUCGUUGUGACCGAAAAACUAUCCACUGGAAAUAAGGAGACGUUCAUCACACUAGACCCUUUCAUGUUGACCCAGCUGUCAAGCAGUGCUUACUGGUAUAAAGUCACCUCUUCUGUGGAAGCGGCCGUAAUUCUUACCAAUCCAUGCAUCGACAGUGUGAAUUGCAAGUGUAACAUGAUUGCGCACCAACUCCGACCCACCAAAUUCAUGGGAACAGAAUUCAUUUAUCCACCAUUUAACGCCACUAGGAACCGUCUUUUUGUGACCUCGGACCAAAGCGUUGACCUCAGCUGUAACACUGAGACCAAAACUGUUCAGCCUGGUUCCCAAGAUUUGCUCCCGUAUUUGCCCGGUCUUGUCAGUACAAACCCAAUCCUCACAACCUCCAAGCCAUCAUCACUCACAGUAAUCAGUCCUGGCCUCAUUGUUAACCUGAUCUCCACCGACAUGUUUUCUGGCUGCUUCUUGGUGCAUUCUAAAACGACGGCCUAUUCUAAUGCUUUAGUCAUAGUUGAAACGGCGCAACAAAAUAGUUUGCAGAUCGGCAAUGCUGCCGCUACCGGAACAACCUGGGAAGUGAUCAGUGGUACCAAAUACUCAUGGGAUCUCAUACCUCUGACUUUUCCAUCAUCUGUUAUUUGGCAUCCUACUACACCGAUUGCUGUGUAUGUCUUUGAGAGUGCGGGGACGCAUUUUCUUUAUGGAGGUCCGGCAAUUUCUAUCAACGACGAGCCAGACCCCAACGGUUGUGUUUUGGUUCCCAUGAAAUUUGAUCUCUCUAACAUCACGAUGAGUUGGCAAUCGUCUCGGGCUCACUGCAGAAAUAAAGGUGAGCUUCUGGUGAGUCCCAACUUGAACUACACACAAAAUAAAAUGGCAGCUGCACUUAACAACCUAAAUAUGGAAGGUGUUGCGUGGCUUGGCCUGCGCCGCAACCUUGUCACCUCUGAGUGGAACUGGAGCAGAUCUGUCCCUUUCGACUUUGCCAACUGGGACACCAACCAACCAGCGGGUGGCCUGUGUGCGUCCAUAAUUAUAGAACCGAAUGGGAAUUUCACCUGGAGUACGGAGCGCUGCUGCUCGCCCAUGCUGCCUCUGUGUGCCACUGAUAUGGUGAUCCUCACCACCUUUACAGAUACUAAUCUUAAUUGAGGUCAGGAGAACACCACAGGCUACCAGCUCUGGCCCAACCACCAGCCUGUCAACCAUCUAAUCAUCGGCAGAUCAAAUUUAUUUGUUGAUAAAUGUGACCUACGUGUUUAAUACGAGAAAAAUAUAAUUGGCUCAAACUGUUAAUUAAACAUUUGCUUUCAUUUGUUUUAAAUUUUAGGCUAUGAAGCAUUUAACCUGAGCAACAUGUAUGCUAAUGAUGACGACAACAGUCCGUUAGAUGGAUGCUAAUGGUCUUAUUAGCGUAGUGCGUUUCUAUCGACUUAUUUUAACUCUCUGUAAGAGCGCUACUAUAAAAGAGAUAUAAGAUUCCUGCUCAGUAACUUUAUAGCUACCGAAGCAGCUCAUUCUAACAUGUAGCAUUAGCCCUUUCCAGUACAGACAGAAUGAUUGUGUACGUGACCAGCCAUGUUCUCAUUAACAUGUUGAAUCGAACGGAUAAAAACUGGACAGUGGACAUUUCUGUUUGGGAAAAGCAGAUGAAAUCAGAUGGCAGUGCAUUUAACUCUCUCUUCUAUAUGUUUCAUCACCUCUAGCUGCAUGCCGAUAAACAUUAUAGUAUAUUACGCACGACUGGAAACUUAGCUUUACUUACUGUAUCCUGUAAAUGUUUAUCCAAGACAUAUUAUAUGCAGAAGUAAUAAUGCAGUUCUGUUGCAUAUUAAAUAUUAUUAAAUGUACUAAUAUUUUAACACUUCUGAUGAUUUUAUUCCUAAUGGGUUUGUUAUUGUAUCUGUAGCUUAUAUAUAUAUAUAAAUUCUUUAUUUGUCAAUGUUUCUUAACAAAU